Molecule: messenger RNA, 1776 nt
Organism: Nicotiana tabacum (common tobacco)
Lineage: Eukaryota; Viridiplantae; Streptophyta; Magnoliopsida; Solanales; Solanaceae
Source: RefSeq, a predicted model, not a curated record
GGUGGGAUGAAGGAAGGCCCUCGGACCAUGUAAAGUCUAGUGGGUGGGAUGAAAGUGGUGUGAGAAAAGAUACUGCUGUCACAGUUCUUACAGAUAGGACCAAUGAAAGAUUGGACCAUAGUUUUGAAAAUGAGAGCAGAGCCUGGGGAAGCACAGAACCACAUUAUAUGAAUUCUGACGGAGAGAGAGGUGUUUCUCCUCACGGAGGGAAUGCUGGUAAUCUUAAUGCUUUGAACAUUUCAGAACCUUCAGUUAUGCAAAAGCUUACAAAUGCUCAAGCUAUUCAUCUCACUUCUCAAGCUUCUGAUCAAAAUAUGGAGAGAACUUCGGCACAUGUCCUUGGACAUAAUUCAAAUCCAGAAGCUUCAGGCAUCAUUCUUUCUGCCACAGCCACUCAGCCUUAUGGAUCUGCUAGUUCUUAUAUUCAGCCACAGGGGCUGACAGAAGAUAGCUUUGCCAGAACACUUGGCUCUAAUGCACUAAAUGAAUUUAUGCAUGCUAGAGAUGGUCUUCAUCAAGUUCAUUUGCCUGGACAGAGCUUCAGUGGUACAGGUAUUGGUAUGAGCUCUGAACAUUCUGCAGCUCUGAAUGGAACACACCAAGAACCGAAUGUGUUCAUACCUAUCCCAUCAACUGGACACAAUAAGAGAGAAGCACCCAGCACACCCGAGAUGCUGGAAUUCAAAGUCCCUCAAAAUAUUUCCUGUACUGUUACUGGUGAGCAAGUACACCAAAUGAAAACCUCUCCAACGUCUAUGAUAAAGAAAUUUGAGGAAGAACUGCAAGAAGCCCAACUGCAAAGAGUCUUAAAUCCCUCUGAUCCUUCAGGAAUGCUAGCUUCACAUCCGAUUUCUUCACUUGUUAAUGCUAUAUAUGGUCAGACCAAUCUGGAGAUGAGGGGUCCAAAUAACUACCAUCCUGCAGAUGGCGUAGACAACUUUAAGAUGCCCCCCGACAACUCGUCUUAUUUGGAUAGAGAGAGUAAUAAGGUUCCGGAGGAGCAAAUGAAUCAAUCAUCUACUGUUGAUCCUGAACCUGGAAAUAAAGAUCAAAUCGAUGAUGUGAAGCAGCAGGAGAAUAAAUUAGUUGAAGUCAAUGGAAAAGACAAAUUAGCUCCCGAGGAGUCCAAGGAUGGGCAAGAAAAUGAUCAUCCAGGAGAUAUGAAUAUGCAUGGGAAGGUUGAGGAGGGAAGUGGUAACAAAGAUGAAAAAACGAUGCGUUUAUUCAAAAAUGCUCUAAUAGAGUUUGUUAAGGAGAUCCUAAAGCCCACUUGGAAAGAAGGUAAGAUGAGCAGGGAAGUUCACAAAACAGUUGUUAAGAAGGUGGUUGAUAAGGUGACUAGUACAACUCAAGGAGAACAUGUCCCUAAGACACAAGAGAAAAUAGAGCAAUAUCUGUCCUAUUCAAAAGCUAAAAUUACCAAACUUGUACAGGCAUAUGUGGAGCGACUUCUGAAGAAUGAAGCUUGAGAUGCCAUGUUUAUACUUGCUCUUCCUUUUCUCUUCUAGAAAAAUCAAAUUCAAUAGGGAUUUGAUUUUCCAACAUGUACUGAAGGUUUAGCUGUGUUAGUUUGGUCUGGUGAAGUCAAAUCUGCUCAUGGUUUCCACUAGCUGGAUAGAUUCGGUUUUGCAAGCAGAAUAUCUGUUAUUCCUACCAUUUAUUUCCGGAUUUAUCCUUGUUUGAGCAUUAUAUGUAAUGGGCCUUUCCGCUGAUUUCUCGCUUACAUUAUCUUGUUACUUUUCUUGUUGAUCGUCAUAGUUUAAUUUCUUUAUAAUU